Molecule: messenger RNA, 882 nt
Organism: Balaenoptera ricei (Rice's whale)
Lineage: Eukaryota; Metazoa; Chordata; Mammalia; Artiodactyla; Balaenopteridae
Gene: PFN2
Product: profilin 2
Exons: 4
Coding region: 2-595 (197 amino acids)
Biological process (GO): regulation of actin filament polymerization; actin cytoskeleton organization; positive regulation of actin filament bundle assembly
Cellular component (GO): cytoplasm
Molecular function (GO): actin binding
Source: RefSeq, a predicted model, not a curated record
GAUGGCCGGUUGGCAGAGCUACGUGGAUAACCUGAUGUGCGAUGGCUGCUGCCAGGAGGCCGCCAUUGUCGGCUACUGCGACGCCAAAUACGUCUGGGCAGCCACAGCCGGGGGCGUCUUCCAGAGCAUUACGCCAGUAGAAAUAGAUAUGAUCGUAGGAAAAGACCGGGAAGGUUUCUUUACCAAUGGUUUGACUCUUGGCGCAAAGAAGUGCUCGGUGAUCAGAGAUAGCCUAUACGUGGAUGGUGACUGCACAAUGGACAUCCGGACAAAGAGUCAAGGUGGAGAGCCAACAUACAACGUUGCCGUCGGCAGAGCUGGGAGAGCAUUGGUUAUAGUCAUGGGAAAGGAAGGUGUCCACGGAGGCACACUUAACAAGAAAGCAUAUGAACUCGCUUUAUACCUGAGGAGGUCUGAUGCUGCCAUUAUGGACAUUUGGUAUCCCAACAUAACCAUCUGGAGUGUGUCCAGUUUGUUCUUCAUAGGACCAAUUUUUAUUUGCAGCUUGAGUUUUUAUAUGAAGUUGCAUUAUUGUGGACUUGGCUGUCUUGUGAUGAAUUUUUUUCAUAUGUAUUCUGUGCCAUACAACUGUUAAAAUGAACUGUUGCUAUUGUGAGAUGGAUUUUAACCGACCUCUUAAAGGUUUCUUUCGAAUGGCACUACUUUAGGGACAUUCUAGUAUUUGCUUCUAUUGUUUGGGCCUUGUGGAUAAUGUACAGAUUUAAGAACAAAUCUUGUUGCUGAUUUGUCCAUUUCUUUCCCUGCACUUUGUUACAUCUGGGAUACAGUCUAACUCAUCUGAUUUAAUAUGCAUUUAAAAAAAUGCCAUAACUAUUAAACACCUUGUUUACAGACAGAUGAAAUAAAUUUAUUCCAACCAAA